AAGACGCCUUGCGCCUGAAUCUGCUCGGCGUGGGUAACGGGCCGCUGGCGGCGGCGGCGGCGAGAUUUGCUGCCUCGUUGCUAUUUUCUUCAGAGAGUCGGGCAAGGCUGCGCCCGGUACAGCGGUUCUUGAGGCCGCUCCUCACCGUUAAGGAGCCAUUUGGGGCGGCGUGAAUGUCCUCUCUGCCUUUCCUUGUGGGCAAUACCUCCGCGGGUGGCUUGGCUGCUAUGGCAGUGAAACCUAAGAAAGGACUAAGAAGCUCCAUUGAUGAUGUCCUUGGUGAUCUUCUUGGAGAUGAUGAUGACAUCUCUCCUAAAGCUAGAAAACCUGCUUCAUUUGGCAACAUUGGAGAGAGAGCCAGAGGACUCACUACACAGACCAGCAAAAAGAACCUUUUGGAGGAUGACUUCUUCAGCAAAAUGCCUCUUGAGGAAGGCACAGAGGCACAGGAUUCUGAUAUCUCUGAUGUAGACCCACAAGCCCUUCUAAAGACUUUGAAGGAUAUGGAUGACAUGGAAGCUGAUCUUCUGGGCAUAAAGAAAUCAAGCUCUGGGCCUGUUCAGAAACCUGCAAAGAAUGUGACAAAAGCUGUGCUUUCAACUGAGUCAGGAAGACCUCUUCAGAAAACAAACAUAGCUGAGAAAGGGGACCUGGUCAGUGGACUUAAUAAGGAUUCCAGCUCUACUCCCACUACCUCCAGACAGCUGAAACAGAAGUCCUUUGAAGAUGUGGAUGAUCCUUUGGCUGGUCUUUUGUCUGAUGAGGAAGAAGGCACAGUGAAGAAAGCACAUUCCAGUGCCACCAGAAAUACCCCAGAAACAAAUGCUGGGAUCUUGAAAGAGAAAGGAACAUCUAUGCCUACAUCUGCAUCAGCUGUGGCCCCUGACCAGAAAAAGGAGCUAACAUUUGAGGAUGAUGGGGAUGAUCUCAUGGAUUGUCUGGGGUUUGGUGAAAACCCCAGAGCAGAACAGAAAUCUGGCAGAAAGUGUGAAGAUGGAGAACCUCGCCCUGCCCGGUCUAUGUUAGAUGAAUUGCUGGGACGAGGAACAGCAAAAAAACUUCUGGAGCGACCAAGCAUAGGAGAACACAAGGAAUUGAAACUGGAUAAGAAAAAUGAAAAGCAAGCAGAGAAGGAAGACAGUCUAGGGGAUGAGUUCACUUUUGGAGGCUACCAACCCACCGUGGCCUCAACUCCAGAAGGACGGCAGUCAAGACGACAAUCUGUCAGGUUUUCCUCAGAGAACCUCAGUGAGCUCAAAACAGACCAGAGAUCGAAGCCUUCCACUCCAGCUUCUUCCAGCCCAGUACGCAGCAAAGUUGGGGCUGAUUGGCUGGGACUGAAAGAUGAAGAUUUUGACUUGCGACCUUCAUCUCCGCCAAAGGACUCCAGGAAGAGCAGUACAAGAGGAGCCACAGUGGAAGUGCCACUUUUACCUUCAGAGAGCGAAUACCCUACUCUUACCAGCCAGUUCCCUUCCAGACCCAGGCCAGCUCCUGAAGCAGCAGCACAGAAGCCUGAACCCAAUGAUGAUGAUGGUGACAGCUGGCUCAGUAAUGUCUUAACGCAGAAGAAAUCACAAAUACAGGAGAAGGUGACGGAGAAGAGACCUGGGCCCUCAGAUGGAGUGGAGGCAGAUUCCAUUACUCUUACCUUUCAGCAUGCCACAUCUGCACAAAGACACAAGCAGUCACUUGUCCAAGUGGAUAAACCUGCCAUGUUAGAAGAACCUGAAUCUCCUGUGCCUGGGUUAAAAUCUCAGGAAAAGACUACGCCUGCUUUUCCAUCUGAUUCCAGGAAAGGGACUCCCUAUGGAGACACAACAGCAGCAGUUUUGCAAGGACAGCAAGACAUCCCAAGGAUUCCUAAACAUCUCCAGCUUCUACCUUCUGAACCCCAUCUGGUGAGUUCACCAAGUACUGCUGAAUAUGAAAAAAGACUGGCAGAAGUGCAAGUGCAGCUGCGAGAGAGCCUGGCUGGUUACCAGGCAGAACUGCUAAUUGCCCAGACCCAUAUCACUGCGCUGGAAGGCCAGGUGAGGCGGCUGGAGCUGGAGAAGAAUCAACAAAAAAUGUUGCUGGACAGUCUGCAGCAACGUCAUCAGGAGGAUCUGGAAAUCAUUGAGAACGCUCACAGGAACCGUGUGAAGGUGAUUGAGGAGUCAUACCGCCAGCGUGAGGAGCGUAUACAGCAAGAGAAUCGGGAGUUGACAGAGCAAUACCUGUCUCGCUGCCAGAAUGUGGAGCAGGCCAAAUCAGAGAUGCUGGCUCAACACCAGCGCCAACUCACAGAGCUGGAGCAGGAAAGGGUGAAGGAGAUCGAUCGGCUGCGGGAGCUUCAGCGGAUGUCCAUCCUAGAAAUGCGCAAAGACCAUGAGGAGCAGUUGCAACGGCUAAAACAGCUGAAGGCUCAGGAGAUUGAUGCUGUGACCAGUGCCACCUCUUACACCAGGUCUUUGAAUGGUAUCAUCAACCAGAUGGAGAAGUUCUCCAGCAGCCUGAAUGAUCUCGCCAAUAAAGUAGAGGCCACUCACCACACCACACAUCAAGGACUUGAGAUUGGGGCUCGACAGCGGAAUGAACAAUUACGGGUUCUGCAAGAACGUCUGGCCCAGCAGCAGAGAGACAUGGAGGAUGAACGAGCUCGGCUCCAAGAGGUCAUCUCUAAAAUGGAGGCCAGGCUAAAUGAACAGACUCGCCUUCUAGAGCAGGAACGCUGGAGGAUAACAACUGAGCAAUCCAAAGCUGAGUCUUUGCAACACUCUCUAGAAGAACAGAGAAGGGUCAUGACUCAGCAGCUGGCUAUGGAGAGGGCAGAAUUAGAGAGAGCAAAGAAUUCUUUGCUAGAGGAGCAGAAAUCGGUCAUGCAGAAAUGUGCUGCGGAGCGUCAUAAACUGGCUGCAGAGUGGUCAGAGCUUCGCACGCAGGAGAGGCUAAUGAAAGAGCGCACAGAGCGGGAGGUUGAUCGGGCCCUGCAGAUUGACUCUCAACGAGAAGGGGCCAUCAUGGGCCUCGCUAAGGAACAAGCAGAACUGAAAAUCAAAGCCAGUGAGUUAAGAUCCAAGGAGGAGCAAUUGGCUAGAGAUCGGGAAGUUCUGGAGCAGGAGAAGCAGGAGCUAAGACUGGAAAAGGAAAAAGUCUGCACAGCAGCUCUGCACAUCAGACAGAGAACAGCUGAAAUCAACAGCAUGAGCAAGCUGUCCUCCCAAAAGUAUGAGGAAGGGGAGAAGGCCCUCCUGGAGGCAAGAAGGGUAGAAUCCGAACAUCAGGCAAAACUGCAUCAUUUGCAGCAGCGGAUGGAACAGCUCAAGCAGCAAGAGGAACGUCUGCACCAGGAGCGACUGAGUUUGACUCAGCAGAGGAAGCAGCUUGAACAGCUGCGCAUGGGCCUCCCAAGCAAUCCGUUUGCAUUUCAGAGUGUUCCCCAGAUGACAUUGCCAAGAGCUGAAGCCAGCAUCAUUUCCAACAUGCAUUAUCUUCCUAAAAUCAAGCCUAACAACACAACAGCCUGUCAAGAUCUUCCAAGAUUAGGACCAGCAGACCUCUAUGCCAAACUUGUGCUACACAAGCUUACAGCUGAUCAGGAUCAUGACUUUUUGGAAGAAGAGCAGUUCUUCUUAGAAACUUUGAAGAAAGCUUCCUAUAACAACUCAUCCCAGUCAGUGUGAAAGCAGGUGUACUGGUCACAGCUGUGGCUGAAUUUGUGUUUUCUUGGCUAAAGAUGGACUCAAUUGAAACAAAACAAUAAUCUCAAGUGAAAGAGCAUUACAUGCAAGGGCAGAUUUAAAACCUCACUGCCACUAUGCAGUGCAACUAUACCAUGUUUCCAGUUCGAUUUAUAGAAUGUCUUGCCAGUUUAUGAUAGAUGUAUAGAACUGCACAGAAUUUUGCAACCUUGAAUACUUGAAAAAUCUGAAAGGAGGAGGUAAACAUAGUGCUUAUCAGAUCUGCCUGGGAAUUUUUUUAAAAUAGGAGAAAAAUAUGUAUUGUAUUUAUUUGUCUGUUUCAUUUCUAAGCUGCCCUUUUCCUAAUGAGGUACUCAGGAAAGGUCACAAUGAAAAAAACAAGCUAGACAAUAAAUGACAGAGUUAAAAAUGUAUUCCAAAUAUCUUUACAAAAUAACUAAUAUAAUGAAACAUUAUCAACAGUCUCAACCAUAUCGGAUUGGCAGGAGCAAAGAUGUUAUGAAUAAAGGAUACACAAGUAUUUUCCUUCCAGCAAUCUGUUGAGGAUUUGGCACAUAUUCACUGCCUCUUGAUCACAGUAGAGCAUGCAAAACUACUGAAAUCUAUUCUGGAACAAUUCUCUAGAAGAUCUGAUAAUGAUAAACUGAGAAUGUUACUUUCAGAUAUGGAAAAAUCUCUCACAUUUCAAAUGGCAUUGUUUCUUUCCAUACUCAAAAAGAAAGGCUGCAUGUUCUGCUUCUAACCACGCUGAAAGUAAGAUCAAUGGAUUUACUCAGGACUCUUCAUCACUGAUUUGCCAUUUAUGUUUAGUUCUAUUAAUUACUAUUAAUGUUCUGUGCUUAGAUACUGUAUAUCUAUAUAAUGUAUUUUAAACCUGAACAGAAAUCCAACAGGAUUACUAUUACAUUGUACUGUCCUGUGUUGUUUUUAAUUAUGUAAUUUGACAUGGCCUUUGUGCUGAAGCAAUAAAAUCAAGUUUAACUGAA
This is a messenger RNA of Pogona vitticeps (central bearded dragon), 4669 nucleotides long. The record is from RefSeq and is a predicted model, not a curated record. Lineage: Eukaryota; Metazoa; Chordata; Lepidosauria; Squamata; Agamidae.